Messenger RNA from Musca vetustissima, 1377 nucleotides. Its product is annotated as serine/arginine repetitive matrix protein 2. Bases 1 to 1377 code for a protein of 458 amino acids. The record is from RefSeq and is a predicted model, not a curated record. The transcript is spliced from 5 exons. Lineage: Eukaryota; Metazoa; Arthropoda; Insecta; Diptera; Muscidae.
AUGGCGUCAACCUUAUGCAAAAUACACGUAAACAAUUCGACAGGUGUAUCUUUAAAUGAGCGCUUUACCGCCAUAACAACACAACCUAAAGUUUCCGUUACACCUGCCCGUAGUCGCAGUCGAAGUGUUGAACGAGCAAUGCCUCGUGUGGAUCAAGCAACAUCAAGAGCCAACCAACGCCUAUUGGCUGAAUUACAAAGGAAACAUAAAUUGCAAGCAGCCAUGAAAUUGAAACGAAGAAGUAUGCGUACCAUCGGUGGUGGAGGAACUGGAGGCGGAGCAUAUGGAAGAAUUAAACGCGGCAGUGUAAAAGCGUUACGCGUCGGAGCCAAUGGCAAGCCCAUCAGGACAAAUAGUCUGUCCAAUAUUGCAACGAUGAAUGCUGACCGUGAACUCCUUAAAAGACGUGCUUCACCUGCACCCUUGCGUCGUUCCAACUCUUCGGGCAAUUUAGCAAAUCGAUUGGGGCCACGACGCCCUGUUGUUGGUGGUGCUGCACAACGUGUUGCUAGAAGACGUUUGGAUAGACAACGUGGCGGUGUCAUUGACAAAAGAGGCAGAUCUUUGGCCAGCGGUCGAGGCCGCAGUCGUUCUCGGACACGAGUUCAAGAGAACGGCGGACGUGGCCGUUCUCGGUCCCGUCAAAAUAAUAAUGCAACUGCUGUUGCUCCUCGUGGACGCUCCAGAAGUCGCAGUCGCAACCCUGUUCGCUCACGUUCCCUUAGUCGCAAUCGCGGUCGCGAUAUUAAUGCCAAGAAAUCUAAUCUACCCGUUAAGGCCCGUUUGGGAGUGCGACCAGGCGAAAAUGUCAACAAUGCCACAAAUCAAAGAAACAGAAAUAGACGUCGCACAUCAAGUCUAUCACUGCGCGGUGUGCAAACAGGGCGUGUACAGAAACGACGUAACUCGACUAAUGCGACAACCAAAAACAACGGUAGUCCACGUUCAAGAUCUGUCACUCGGAAUACAAAUGGCCAGAAUCAGCGCUCUCGCUCACGUUCUCGGACACGCAAGGGUCAGGUAGGUCAGACAAGAAACGGACAAGGACAAUCACCACAAAAGAAGGGCACUGGAGGAGGUCAGACACAACAGAGAGGAGGUCGUGGUCAAGCCCAACCUAAAAGAGGACGUAGUCAACAACGCCGGCGUGGUAUUAACAGUGCCCAGAAAGGUAGUAACAAUUCCAACAGACGUGGUCGUAGUCGCAGCCGCACAGGAGGUCGUGGAGGUCAACGUUCUCAAGGUAAAAACGACCCAUACGUAGGUAAAACAACAACAAAGGAAACGGUAAAGAAAGAAGAUCUCGAUAAGGAACUAGAUCAAUAUAUGGCCACCACAAAGACUGAGAAUGAUAUGGAUUUUCUAUUGAAAAAUUAA